AUGACCUCUCGUGAUACUCGCUUCUCCGUCUUUGUUGGCAACUUGCCACCGAAUACCAUCCAGGCUCAUUUCGAUUAUAUAUUUCCUAAUUGCAAGGUGUCAAGCGUGCGAUUGGUUAGAGACAAAGAAACCGAUGCCUUUAAGGGUUUUGCUUACGUGGAUUUUGAUGAUGAAGCAUCGCUUCAAGCUGCUUUAAUGAUCGACGGAAGCAUAAUCGAAGGACGCCAAUUAAGAGUCAACCACGCCCAUGACAGACGUGGUUCUCGGAGUGGAAGCUCUCGAGGUGCUCCUCCUCGCGGAGUAGGCAAUGGAUACAAUCGGGGAGGCAUGAACCAACCUCGCGGAAAUGAAGAUGGAUGGUUUACCCGUGGUCGACCUAGUAUGGGCGGAGGUGCUCGCUUCUCCAGUGGUGGUCCUCGUGGCAGUGGUCGGGGUGGCUACGGUCAAAGGCAGAGUUAUUAUCCUCCGGGCCUAGCUCGAGAACCAAUCGCGAGCGAUCGACCAGUCACGCAAGAUACGGGUGACUUGAAUAGUAACAGCUCUAAAGAGGAUCGGCCUCGAUUAAAUUUGAAACCAAGAUCUAAACCACUGCAGACGGACGAGGAAAGACAACUUUCGGAGCGUAGCAAAGCUAUUUUCGGCACUGGUCGUCCAAGAGAAGCCAGUCCGUUGGCGGCUAGAAUAAACGACUUGCCUUCUGGAUCUGCAUCUGGAUCAGGGUCUGAAACAACUGGAAACACGUAA
This is a messenger RNA of Dicrocoelium dendriticum, 744 nucleotides long. Lineage: Eukaryota; Metazoa; Platyhelminthes; Trematoda; Plagiorchiida; Dicrocoeliidae. The record is from the annotation of a GenBank genome assembly.